Messenger RNA from Anisakis simplex (herring worm), 273 nucleotides. Lineage: Eukaryota; Metazoa; Nematoda; Chromadorea; Rhabditida; Anisakidae. The record is from the annotation of a GenBank genome assembly.
CCACGAAAAUUCCUUGAAAAGAAGGAAUUGUACGGAAGAAAUGCGCGGAAACUAUUCGAAACCUACCAAGAGGAAUGGGAACGUUUGGAACGUCUAUCAGAUCAACGUCUUGGUCCACGGCGCAAAUCGGUGCUCACUGAUGCGCACAGUAGACGAACAUCACCAGUGAGAGAGUACGCGAAGUCAGUUACGAGUGACACACGACUCGCGAACGAUACACGAACUCCAAACUCACUCAGUAACUCAUCCAGUUCUCAUCACCUCAACGCAUGA